AUGAAUUCCAACCAGAGCUUCAGCAAGAACCCCUCAGUUUCCCUCUAUGCCACAGGAGGCGGCUGGGGCCAGCCAGGGAGCUUCCCCCGGGCUCCCAGUGUCCAUGGUGGUGCCGGGGGUGUCCGCAUCUCGCUUUCCUUCUCCUCACCGAGCUGUCCACUCCCUGAAGGGUCUUGGAGGUCUGGAAGAGGCAGUUCCCUCCUAGGCGGAAAUGGGAAGGAGAUGAUGCAGAACCUCAAUGACCGCCUGGCCACCUACCUGGAAAAGGUGCAUGCCCUGGAGGAGGCCAACGUGAAACUAGAAAGCUGCAUCCUGAAGUGGCAUCAGCAAAGAGAUUCAGGCAAUAAGCAAGACUACUCCCAAUAUGAGGAAAGCAUCAGCCGCCUGCAGGAGCAGAUAGCAGAUGGCAAGGUGAACAACGCUCAGAUCAUCCUUCUCAUCGACAACGCCAGGAUGGCAGUGGAUGACUUCAGCCUUAAGUAUGAAAAUGAACACUCCUUCAAGAAAGACUUGGAAAUUGAAGUUGAAGGUCUCCGAAAGACCUUGGAUGAUCUGACCAUUGUCACCACAGACCUAGAACAGGAGGUUGAGGGGAUGAGGAAAGAGCUCAUCCUCAUGAAGAAGCGUCAUGAGCAGGAAAUAGAGGAAAACCAUGUGCCAAAUGACUUCAAGGUCAACGUGAAGGUGGAUACAACCCCAGGAGAAGAUCUGAUUAAGGUCCUGGAGGAUAUGAGGCAGGAAUAUGAGUUUAUAAUUAAAAAGAAGCAUCAAGACUUGGACACUUGGUACAAAGAGCAGUCAGCAGCCGUGGCCCAGGAGGCAGCCAGUCCAACAGGUGUGCAAAGCAGCCAAAGUGACCUUCAUGAACUGAAGCGCACUUUCCAGGCCCUGGAGAUUGAUCUGCAGGCACAGUGCAACAAGAAAUCUGCUUUAGAAAACAUGUUAUCAGAGACCCAGUCUCGGUACACCUACCAGCUCCAGGACAUGCAACGGAUCAUCUCCCAUUAUGAGGAGGAACUGACACAGCUACGCCAUGACCUGGAGCGUCAGAAUAACGAAUACAAGGUCCUCCUGGGCAUCAAAACCCACCUAGAGAAGGAAAUUGCCACCUACCGCCAGCUCUUGGAGGGAGAGAAUGGAGGGACAAUGGAAGAAUCUAAGUCAAACGUCAAAGCUCCAAAGAUCAAGGCCAUCACACAGGAGAGCGUCAAUGGAAGAAUAAUUCUUUCUCAAGUGAAUGAGAUCUGA
This is a messenger RNA of Rangifer tarandus platyrhynchus (Svalbard reindeer), 1248 nucleotides long. The record is from the annotation of a GenBank genome assembly. NCBI's taxonomy places the organism in Eukaryota, Metazoa, Chordata, Mammalia, Artiodactyla, Cervidae.